Molecule: messenger RNA, 3823 nt
Organism: Struthio camelus australis
Lineage: Eukaryota; Metazoa; Chordata; Aves; Struthioniformes; Struthionidae
Gene: DTX2
Product: deltex E3 ubiquitin ligase 2
Biological process (GO): Notch signaling pathway; protein ubiquitination
Cellular component (GO): nucleoplasm
Molecular function (GO): zinc ion binding; ubiquitin protein ligase activity
Source: RefSeq, a predicted model, not a curated record
UGCUGGAGCUCGAGGAGCAGGAGGCGAAUCUGCUGGGAAACACAACUGAAAUGCACCAAAUUCUUUAACUUGUCCAAGUCCCCAGUUAAAUAAAGCCUUGUGGGCAGAUAUUACGACAGGUGUGCUGGGGCAUAGAGAUCAAACCAAACAAAUCCAAAUUCAGGAUGUGAGCCGAAGUUAAAAAUCACCUCCAAAGUGGAGGACAGUUGGCUGGACUGUUUUAAGUAUCCACUUCAAGUAGCAGGGGGUUUGUUUUCAUUUGGGGCAAGGUGGCCCACUAGGAUUUCUAAUUGGAGCCAGGAUUAUUUGCUGAAUAAACAUAGCUCUUUGGGGUAGGUUUGACUUUCAGGUUCUUUUUAAAAUUAAAGGUGAAGGGUUAGUCUGAGGGAUUUUAACAAAGACAUGUAGCUACUCUCUCAGUGGUUGCAAAUCUCCCCAGAACAGAGCCAGCGUAAAGGAGCUGGUGCAGCAGGCAAGCAGGGUCAGGAGAGAGCUGCGUUGGCAUGCUGUAGAUGGUAAUGCUGAAUUGCUGCUGCUAGCAUCCCAAACACUAUGCCAGCAAAGUGGGUGUAGGAUAUAUAACGCAUCCAAAGCCACAGCCAUAUCCAUAAAGCUGUGUUAGCAACCCACCCCAAACCUCUCUGUAUGCCUGUGUAAUGUGCACAGCAGCCCAAGGGGGUAGACGAGCAGCUUUCAUAUUGAAUUUCUCAGCUUUUAAUGUUUGUGUGUCACUGAAUUCAUGAAAGGGGGAAGGAACUGCAACUUGUGUCUUUUUCCCCCCUUCUGUGCCUUAACUCGGAUACUCUUGUAAUUUUGGCAUACUGAAGUUCUCUCCUGUGACUGAUGGUGUGCGUUCCUUGCUUCCCAAUCCUUGCAAACAGCUGCCAGCUAGAGCACUGUUCAGUGACAAGAAGAGGCUGAAAUACACUCCUUACUCCUUGGGACCUGCAUUCCCAGUGCAGGAAAUAGCUCUCCUUACUGAUGGGGAGUGAAUGUCAGAGCACACCAUGCUCGCAUGCAGCCAGUCGGGUACCUUUGCUUGUGUGUGGGAGCGGGUUGGUGCGUGUGGUCCAGAAUUCAAAGCGUCGCUGCCUUCCGAGGAAGUGAAUAAUAGACCUUUGUUACCUCUCUGGUCUCAGCCAGUCUUGGCCAGUGUUGCAGUGAGUGCAAGGUGGUAUGUAAACGAGGUGGCGCUCGGUGUUUUUCUGCUGUGAUUCCUUCUUUUUUCCAUUUCCUGCCACUAUAUUUUAAAAAGGAAGGAAAACAAACUGCUGACUCCCUUCAAAAAUCCUCCUACUGGUCGCCUGCUCUGCUGGUGGCUGAAGAUCUGCAGAUCAGUGUUUGUUAAAGAAGACUUUGGGGAAAAAAAGGUGUCUGUUCUCUAAUUGGGGUUCAGAGCAUCUAAUGAGUGUGUACAGCCCCAUACUGGGGAGGACAGAAACUCAUACUUGUUCAAGCAGAGCGUGGAAAUGCUGACGGUCUCUGAGGAGUAAUAGUGUUGGCGUGAAACCUGCCAUGAAAAGAAGCAGCAGAGGUCCCUCAGAAGAAGAUGGUGUAAAGCCAGCCAGCGCAGCUGCCGCUUCCAGUCGCUUUGUGUCCCAGACCUCAGGGUGGAAAAUGGCAGCAGCCCAGGGGGCAGGAAGCAGUUCAGCUGGGCCAUCUGGGCUCCCCAGCACUGCCCCAGGGCACAGCAACUCCCCAGUGGUGGCAGUGUGGGAAUGGCAGGACGAAUUCGGGAGGUGGAGGCCCUACCGAGGGAACGUGUGCAGCUACAUUGAACAGGUUUUCCAAGCUUCUCAGCAGAAGGGCCGGCGUUUGGGGCCAGGACCUGUCAACAGCAUUCCCUUGGGACAUGCUGAUGCUGUCUUGGCCCCCUAUGUCAUCGACAUCCCAAGCUUGACGCAGUUCCGACAGGAUACAGGGACAAUGCGAGCCGUCCGCAGGCACCUCUUCCCUCAGGACUCUGCUGCUGGGCAGGGCAUCGUGUGGGAGUGGCAGAACGAUGAAGGUGGGUGGUCGCCCUAUGAGAUGAACGUGUGUGUGUUCCUGGAGCAAGCCCAUGCCACAAACCAUCAACGAGUAGAUCUUGGACCCUUAGGCUACAACUAUGAAGUUGACUUUAUGGCUCAAGUCCAGACCAACAAGACCACGAAGUUCCGUCGAAGUGUUCAGAGGCGCUUGGACGUUCCUUAUCCGGUGACGGCCGCUGCAGGGCCUGUUCACGCAGGAAUGGUUUGUUCUUGUCAACAGUGUUGGUUUAAUAGUGGGACUGGCCCUAUCACCACACGCUACCGGCACUCAAUGACAAACUUUCCCAACUCCUCCACUGCACAUCAAGUUUCCAGUAGGACAACGUCAGUAGGUUCUUCUGGCCUCGGCUUUGUUCCCUAUAACAAACCAACUUUGUCUGGAGCAAGGUCAACACCAAGACUCAAUGCACAGAGCACCUGGGCUUUGCCUCAAGCCCAGGGGGGCCCCAGCACAGGACUGUCUGCAUCUAAUGGAGUCAGCACCCCAAACCUGCCGGUCAAGAUGCCAAAACCCAGCAAAGUGAACCAGGCCUUGGCAGGCUGGUGGAAGAACUUGGCAGCCUCCAUGAUGGGCCUGAUGACUGCAGCACCAACUGAGCCGGAAGCAGUGGUCAGGAAGUACCUGGAAGAGCUGAAGGGUGCUCCUGCUGAUGAGGAUUGUAUGAUCUGCAUGGAGAAGCUGGCAUCCCCCUCAGGUUAUGGGGACGCUUGCGAGUGCAGCACGAUCAAGCCAGAGAUGGUCGGUCGCCUGACAAACUGCCAGCACUCCUUCCACAUGCUCUGCGUGCUGGCCAUGUACUGCAAUGGAAACAAGGAUGGGAGUUUGCAGUGCCCCUCUUGUAAAACCAUCUAUGGAGAGAAAACUGGUACUCAGCCCAAAGGGAAGAUGGAGGUCUCCACUUUUCCCCAGUCUCUCCCUGGCCACAAGGACUGUGGGACGAUCCAGAUCGUAUAUCACAUCAGCAGAGGCAUUCAGGGCCCUGAGCACCCCAACCCUGGGAUGCCUUACACAGCUAGAGGCUUUCCUCGCUAUUGCUAUCUGCCAGACAGUGAGAAAGGCAGAAAGGUCCUGGAGCUCCUAAAGGUGGCCUGGAAGAGACGCCUGAUUUUCACAGUGGGCACCUCCAGCACCACUGGUGAGAGCAACACGGUGGUGUGGAACGAAAUCCAUCACAAGACAGAGAUGGACACAAACCUGAGUGGCCAUGGCUACCCUGACCCCAACUACCUGGACAAUGUGCUGGCAGAGCUGGCUGCACAGGGUGUCACUGAGGACUGCCUGAGACAAUGAGCUGUGUUGGGGGGCCGGCUGUGCCGUGCACGUCUCCAGGGCCCUCCAAUUUGGAGGCCCAUCUAGUGCACUUAUUCCUGUUGCCUUAAGUUCCUGUGUCUGACCGCCUGUCACACUGAGCAAUAACACUGUAACGCGGGAGCCGUGUGUGCUCUGUACAGUCUCUCUUUCUGGAGGGAAGGCUGCUUUUGUAGAAAGUGGGCUCGCGUUUCCGGGUAGGGCUGAUGGACGUAGCCAGGACUGGCUAGGAGAGUUGUGUUAGGUGACAAAUCCCCUUGCGAAGGCAGGACCUUCGCCCUGGUAAUGUUUGGGGACAGGAGGGGGGAGAAGGGAACGUCUCACUCCCACUAGACUACUCAAAAGGAAAAUGAGGCCUCCCUCCUGCAGCAUGUCACAGCUGUUUGUCUCCGAGGCACCACUUAGAGUAAAGCCUCCUCCCUCCUGCCCCUGUAGCUGAUAACCUAUUUCUCUGCUUGGUCAUAAUAAACAUUGCAUUGCCAUG